Odontomachus brunneus is the source of this 3870-nucleotide messenger RNA. It is a transcript of the gene kz, whose product is annotated as probable ATP-dependent RNA helicase kurz. Gene Ontology annotation, molecular function: ATP binding; RNA binding. The record is from RefSeq and is a predicted model, not a curated record. Bases 1 to 3606 code for a protein of 1201 amino acids. Lineage: Eukaryota; Metazoa; Arthropoda; Insecta; Hymenoptera; Formicidae. Gene Ontology annotation, biological process: maturation of SSU-rRNA from tricistronic rRNA transcript (SSU-rRNA, 5.8S rRNA, LSU-rRNA). The transcript has 17 exons. Gene Ontology annotation, cellular component: intracellular anatomical structure; nucleolus.
AUGAAGAAAAAGCGUUUUAAUUUGAAAUCGAGAGCAGUUUCAAAUGUGGAAAUUGAUAAUUCCACCACCAAUGAAAUUGUUACAGAUAUUGGAUAUCAAGCUGACAAAUAUGACAGUUGCAAUGCUCUUGUUCUGCCCUCUAAGAAAAGGAAGACAAAGAAUAUAGAUAAAAAACAGUCCACUACUAAAUUGUUAUCGAAAAAACAUAGAAAGCAACUAGAGAAAGUGGUGGAACGAAAACAGAAGAAAUUAGAAAGGGCGACAUUGCUAGAGAACCUUGCAAAAGUACAAGUACCCACAGCUGAAUUACAACAAUAUGUGAGCUUUACAUCUCUGCAAAACAAAGGUUUGAAGCGCCAUUUUCAGGAACUAGAAACAUCUGAGUCAAAAUUGAAACUUAUGAUGAAGGAAGACGAGGAAGAUUUUAAAAAGCAUUGUACAAAUUCUAUCAAAGGAAGCAAUAAAAAAAAGAGAUUAGCUAUUCUGAACAGUGUAAAACAAAAUGAAAUUAAGUCUGAUCCAAAUGUGAUUGGAUUUGAAAAACAUAAUUAUUAUUUUGAGAGUGAUAGUAGUGAUGAAAAUAAUACCGAUGAUGAGAAUAAGGAUAAACAUGUUGCUGUUGAUGGACAAUGGACAGUGGAUGAUGAUCCUGAAGUUGUGACAACUGAAAUAAACAAUAAGAAUGAUGCAGUCACGAAAGAUGUAGAAGAUAAGACAGUAUCGGAAUCCAACAUCCAGGAAUUAGAAAAUAAAAACAAUGUUAGGGAAAAUAAAACGAUUUCAAAUAAAAACGAGAAAUUUAAGAAACCAAAGAAGGAAAUACAACAAAAUAUCACCCCUAAAGAUUGUACACCUGCUGUCUUUGUGCCUCUGAAUAGAGAUCCAGAAAUGCAAGCUGCUAGAUUAAAACUACCUAUUGCUGGAGAACAAUAUGACAUUAUAGAUAUGAUAAACGAGAAUCCAGUGGUCAUAAUUACUGGAGAGACAGGCAGUGGGAAGACCACACAAGUACCUCAAUUUCUCUAUGAAAGAGGAUACGCUCAAGAUAAAAUGAUCGGAAUAACCGAACCGCGAAGAGUAGCGGCGAUGUCGGUGAGCAAGCGUGUAGCCGAAGAAAUGAAUCUUCCCGAGAGUAAAGUUUCAUACCAGAUUCGUUUUGAGGGGAACGUUACGAAAGAGACAAGAAUCAAGUUCAUGACCGACGGAAUUUUGCUGAAAGAGAUUCAGAGUGAUUUCCUCUUGACAAAGUAUUCCGUGAUUAUAUUGGACGAAGCGCACGAGCGCACCGUGUUCACCGAUGUUUUGAUCGGUCUGCUGUCGAAAAUCGUCCCGUACCGAAACAAACACAACAAUCCUCUGAAACUGAUAAUCAUGUCCGCUACAUUGCGAAUCGAAGAAUUUGUGGAGAAUACGAAGUUGUUCAAAACAAAGCCGCCGGUGUUCCAUGUCCAAACGCGGCAGUAUGAAGUGAGAAUACACUUCAAUAAAAAGACAAGCCAAAAUUACAUGAAGGAUGCAUUGCGUAAAACGAUGAUGAUACACACUCGCUUGCCGGAAGGAGGCAUUUUAGUGUUUCUAACAGGCCAGCGAGAGGUGGAAACGGUCGUGCGGAAAUUGCGCGAAGCAUUUCCGUUAAAAAAAAACAAGUCCACCCGAGUUAAGCGGGCAGCGAGUGAAACUACGCCGAAAGAAGCAUCAGACGAGGAAGAUAACGAAAAUGAUUCCGAUCCCGAGUUAAGGAAAGCGUUACGUUGUCACAAGUCGAAGCAGAAGAAACUUGCAAAAAUUAAUCUCGAUGAUUAUUCUGUAUUACCUACCGACGACGUGGAAGAAUAUUUAAGUGAUGACAUGGAUUACUUUGAUGAAGACGAUGAGAAUGACAUGAAUUUCACAAAACAGAAAGUUUCACAGCCACUGUGGGUCUUGCCUUUUUACGCACUUUUACCUGCUCACAAACAAGCUCAGGUGUUCAAGCCACCGCCGGAAGGAUGUCGUUUGUGCGUGGUGUGCACCAAUAUAGCGGAAACCUCAGUGACAAUUCCUAAUAUUAAAUAUGUGGUGGACAGCGGCUACUAUAAGGACAAGGUGUACGAUAAGGCGACAGGUGUGAGUAUGUUUAAGAUUUGCCACGUGAGCAAAGCGGCGGCUACACAACGCGCGGGUCGAGCAGGCAGAAUUGGACCCGGCCAUUGCUACAGAUUAUACUCGUCAGCUGUGUACAACGAGUUCAAAGAAUACGACGAAGCUGAUAUUCUGAAGAAACCGAUGGACGACUUGUUACUGCAGAUGAAGGCGAUGCACAUCAGGAAUGUCGUGAAUUUCCCGUUUCCCACGCCAAUGGAUAUCGAACAGCUGAAAUACGCAGAGAAAAGACUUACGAUACUUGGAUUGUUGGAGGAACGUCCGAAUACGCGGGCAGCGACUUACUGUACAAAACUGACACCGCUAGGACGCGAGAUCUCUCCAUAUCCAAUCGCUCCACGUUAUGGCAAAAUGCUGGUAUUAUCGUUUUUGCACAAGUCACAAGACUUAUUGAAGUACAUAACAUGCAUGGUGGCAGCUCUGAGUGUUCAACAAAUACUAGUAGAUGUGCCUGAUAUGGGAAAUACAGCUAACAACAAAUUAAUGCAGAUUCGUCAGCAGUGGGCUGGUACCGGCAACAGUUUGCUUCUUGGUGAUGCAAUGGUUCUACUAAACGCCAUUGUAUCCGCUGAAUACGCAGCAUACCAGGGAAAAAGCUUGGUAGCUUAUUGCGAGGAGAAUGGCUUGCGACAUAAGGCUGUGGUGGAAGUUAGAAAGCUCCGACGGCAGCUCACCAAUGACGUUAUCUCACACAGGCCCGAUCUUGACUUGACUAUCGCCCCAAUGAUGCCACCACCGACCGAAUCGAUAGCGAAUAUGCUGUGUGUAACAAUGCUCGCAGGUAUGGCAGAUCAAGUCGCUAGGAAAGUUUUGCCUGACGAGAUUAAGCAUGAACCGAACAACCCCGAUUGGAAAUACGCUUAUAGGACAGCGGAAAUGGAGAAUCCUGUAUUCAUGCAACCCACGUGCGUUCUACAGAAAGUCAUACCGAAAUGGGUGGUCUAUCAGGAGCUGUACGAGACAAACAAGGUAUACAUGCGAGGUAUCACGGCAAUAAAACCCGAGUGGCUGCCGAUAUUCGCGCAGACUCAGUGCCGUCUCAGCGAGCCAUUGACUGAUCCACCACCGAGCUACAAUAAGGAAACUGGGAAAGUUAUGUGUUGCGUAAACGGCACAUUCGGCAAAGCUGCUUUGAUACUUCCACGCAUUGAAAUAGAGUAUCCACUAAACGCGAACGGCGUCAAGUGGUUCGUGUAUUUCUUCUUAGAUGGUCAAGUGUGUCCCAAGCUGAAAAAAUUCGUACCAUCAUUGCUGUCAACACCUGACAGUGUCAAUAAGAUGUGGGCCAAAUUGGUGCCGCGUAUUCAGGAGAUAACGCAAGUGAUGGUGACACACGGAAUCAUGAGCAAAGAUAAGUUGCUCAAAACUUGGGCUUCAAACAAACAAUUUCUGCUGUCAGUCUACCAGAUGUGGCUUCCUGAAUCUCUACACACAGAAGUGGCGCUCAUAUGGCCACCCCUAUAACGAAGAGCGCAAUAUUUAGAAAUUAUAUUAAGCGUUUCGACAUUCACUGAAAAUUUAUAAUGCACGUAACAUGAAAUAUAAAUUUUCAGUAUUGGCAGUAAAUAUCGGAACGCAGUCCAAGUAACAGUGAGAUCUAUAAAAAUUACUUGUACAUAUCUUUCGCUGAAAGUGCGAAGCUACAGAUUUGCCUUAUAAAAAUACAUAAUUUUCAAUGUACAAACUCUUUUGUAAUAUAACAAUAAAGUAACAAAAAAAACGCGUUAA